This is a messenger RNA of Gigantopelta aegis, 8519 nucleotides long. Its product is annotated as CREB-binding protein-like. The transcript is spliced from 27 exons. Gene Ontology annotation, molecular function: transcription coactivator activity; zinc ion binding; chromatin DNA binding. The record is from RefSeq and is a predicted model, not a curated record. Lineage: Eukaryota; Metazoa; Mollusca; Gastropoda; Neomphalida; Peltospiridae. Gene Ontology annotation, biological process: positive regulation of transcription by RNA polymerase II. Gene Ontology annotation, cellular component: histone acetyltransferase complex; transcription regulator complex. The coding region runs from base 611 to 7603 and encodes 2330 amino acids.
UUUUUAUUACUGUCCCAUAAUUCAUCUUUCCAGUUAUUCCGAAGUCCUCCGCAUCUCUUCGGUUUGGGAUGUCCGUAAGUUCCUACCAAUCAUCUGCUGUCACGUGAUUAGUUGAGCAAAUGAAAUGUAUACAGUUUUGAAUAAUUAAUAUUCGGCACAUUCCGGAUUACUCGGAAGUGUUCGAGGCCUAUGUGACAAGCGUAAAACUUUUCAUCAACAGCCGCCAUCUUAGGUAUCGAAGAUCCGAUGGAUCGACGAGUUUCAAACGAUUAAUUUCAUUCUCUUUACAUUUCUAUCCAUCUUCUAACCUGUACGGAUAUUCAUAGACGUCUAAGGAAUAAUUUAAGCCCAGGGAUGGUCAUGUACGGGCCGAACUGGAUCGUAUUUUAGUAUGAAAAGUUGCGCCGAUUACGGCUUUGUACUGGCAAUCAUGGAGGCUUGGGCAUUUCAGGGAUUCCCUGUGUGUUGUUUGGAUACGUGUAUGCGCAUCGUCAUGAUGUAGGUCUCAUGCGGCAAAUGUUGUCUUUGCUGAAGCACGUGAAGCCAACUGAUCGCAGCUGAACAGUGAAGUAGGCUUGCAUUUUUUUCUGUAAAGAAAUUUUUACAAAACAUGGCUGACCAGCUUGUGGAUGGGGCCCCAGCGGCCAAACGACAGAGGAGAGAUCUUGCAUCGCCAUCUCUUACGCCAGCAAGUGACAGUUCAGAAUUCAGCUAUGAGACUCUAGUUAACAUUGCAAAUGAACUUCCAGAUGAACUGACAAGUACAAGUGAUGGAAAUCAUAAUGCACUCUGUGACCAGCCAACGUCAACCCAUGACAGUACUGCACAAAAUAACCAGCAAUUGUCACAUCUUUUAUCUAGUUCAACACCACCAUCAACAAAUAUUUCAAUCACUAACAGUAUUGCUAGUCCACAAAAUCAAAAUGCAACCCAAGGACGAAAUGCAGGUCUUGUGCAGCAGCUUCCAGGCGGAGGCCUAAAUGUUGUGAAUAAAAGUUCACACAUGAACAUGUCCUCAGUGCUUGUUGGAAAGCAAGGCACUCUGAAUCCACAGCAUAUGAUGAACAUUUCUGAUACAAAUCUAAUAAACACUAGUGCUGCUUUCACCGUCACAAGUUCAGGGGGAACAAAUUUGGGUGCUGUCUCAAGUUCAAUGAACAUGAAACCACUGACACCGCAGCAGCAUAUGAUCCCUGGUGUGAAUUUGAGCCAGCAUAAUCCCAAUCAACCUUUGAUGAAUGGACCUUCGUAUUCUCAAAGUGGUAUAGGUCAGGCAAGAAAUGUUCCAUCGAACACUGUUGGGAACACAAAUGCUAUGCCUAUGUCACAAGGAAAUGUUAUGGGACAAUCAAUUAAUAUAUCCCAGUUAGCUGGACACCAGAAUCUUGGGCAUCCUGGAAUAAAUUCUGCUCAAUCACAUCAACAGAUAGCCAAGUCUGUCCCGCAAGGUGGUGGUGGUGCUAGUGCAUUCAACUUCUCUUCUGCUCCUGGUCCUGGUCAUCCUCCUUCAACUGCUUCAUUCACUACACCCCUUUCAACUGCAAUGACGUCUAUGACUUCUUCCCCUAUGAAUGCAGGCAGUACUAUGACCAAUCCUGGACAACCAGUGCAGCCGGGAACGAGUCGCCCAGGAGCUGCUGAUCCCGACAAGAGCAAGCUUAUUCAACAGCAGCUUGUUCUACUGCUCCAUGCCCAUAAGUGUCAGAGGCGCGAGGCUACCAAUGGAGAACAAGCUUGCAGCCUCCCAUAUUGCCGAACAAUGAAAAAUGUUUUGAAUCACAUGACUACUUGUAGUGCAGGAAAAGCAUGUCAAGUUGCUCAUUGUGCUUCAUCCAGACAGAUAAUCACUCAUUGGAAGAAUUGUACUCGUAGUGAUUGUCCCGUUUGUUUGCCAUUAAAGCAUGCUUCUGAUAGAAGAAAUACAACAGCCCAGAACACCUCGAUGGCACCAUCUAACACCCAGACUGUAACUGCAGCAGUAUCUACUACAGUUGGUGUUAAGACUGCUGAUCCUGCAACGAUGAAAAGAGCAUAUGAUGCACUUGGUCUGCAAUAUAACAGCACAGGUACAACUCACCUGGCACCCUCUGCUCACCCUCAGAUAAACCAAGGGAUGGCACCAGCACAAAUAAACUCAACAAAUCAAUCGAAUCCUAUUCAACAACUUAUGGCAACACAACCAAAUCUGAACAACCCAGCAGCAAAUGCCACUCAGAGUCUGCCUCCGCUUUCUGAUGGUCUUGCUACUGUCCAGCAGCCAAAUGCACAAAUAUCGGAUGAUUGGCACCAAAAUGUCACCCAGGAUCUUCGAAAUCAUCUCGUGCAUAAAUUGGUUCAAGCUAUUUUCCCUACCCCUGAACCUGCUGCAUUAAAAGACAGUCGCAUGAAGAAUCUAGUGGCUUAUGCUCGAAAAGUAGAAGGAGACAUGUAUGAAACUGCCAACAGUCGAGAAGAGUAUUAUCAUCUGCUGGCUGAAAAGAUUUACAAAAUACAGAAGGAACUGGAUGAGAAGCGCAUCCAGAGAAUGAUGAGGGGAGGCAACCCUAGUGGUCCAAAUGCUCCGGCUGCAGUGGUUGGACCAGCUCGGCAAGCUGGACAGCAGAGUGUGUUCGAGACUUUAGGAAUUCGAGCUCCUUCACAACACUUUGACAGUUCACUUCGAGAUGUACCUGUUACAGGUGGUAAUCAGCUACAAACUACUAUAAAUGCUCCCAAUGAUUUUAACAUUGCACCACAAGUUCCUCAGAUACCAAGUAUGCAGAGAAUGCCACUGCAGAACAUGUCAGUACGAACUACCCCACCUCCUGCACAGUUGCCUCUUGGCUCUAAUGCAAUAACAAUGAAUGCUGCUCUGCGUGAAUCUAACCAACAGCUACAGGAAGCUUUGAAGAAAACAUCGAUACAACAGCCAAUUAGCCUUCCUCAAAACCAGGCUGGCACGCAGCCUGGCCUUCCCCAGCAACCAUUCUCAGCCCAGCACCAGGGAAACCAGUCCAUUCCUGCACAGUCCCAGCCCCUGCCACAACCACAGCGACCUGUCUCACAACCCCAGCCAUCACCGCAGCAGAUGCAGUCACAGCCCCUUCAACAAUUUCAGCAGCAACAGCAAAAUGCUCAAGCUGUGCAGCAGCCAGUGCAGUCCAAGUUGCAACAACAGCUGCAACAAACACAGCAGAUGGAACAAACACCAGCACCCCAGGAAGCCAAGGUCAAACAAGAAGUUAUCGAAGCCAAUCAGCAUUUGUCAAGUCUUUUGUCAAGUUCCACACCACCACCGAGCAGUGUUGGCGCUACCUCUGCAGGCCAGAUGAUGCCGUCUGUCAACAGUGUUGGUGCAGCCUCUAAUAUAGCCUCCACUUCCCUGAAAGAAAUAAAACAAGAGGUGAAAAGUGAAAUGGACACUGACUUUAAAACUGAAGGCGAUAAAGUGAUAAACGGUACAAAUUGUGCUACCAGUGGUAAAAGUGCUAAUAAUAAUGCUCCACAGAAUGUUGGCGGAAAAUGUAUUCCCUCUGUCGAGGUGAAAAUGGAAACCCAGGAUUCCGACUCAAAUUCUGUUCCUGUCAAAGAAGAACAAAGUGCGUCUGCUUCUGGCACCGAGUCGUCUACUCCAAAACCAGAAGGCAUGGACAAUACUGCUGAAGCCAGUAACAAUAGUGACGAUUCCAAAAACAACAUGGAGAGUCCAGCAGCUGGUACUGCAACUACUGCUGCAGCAGGGACGGCAGCUGCAGGUGCUGUAGUUCGAAAACCAAAUAAAAAGAAAGUAUUUAAGCCAGAUGAGUUACGUCAAGCUUUGAUGCCAACUUUGGAAAAACUGUACAGGCAGGAUCCAGAGUCUCUUCCCUUCCGUCAACCUGUUGAUCCAAUUAUGCAACAGAUUCCAGACUAUUUUGAAAUUAUCAAGAAACCAAUAGAUCUGUCAAUGAUCAAACGCAAAUUGGAUACUGGUCAGUACCAGGAUCCAUGGGAAUAUGUUGAUGAUGUCUGGUUGAUGUUCGAAAAUGCCUGGGUAUACAACAAGAAGACUUCAAGAGUUUACAAGUAUUGCACAAAGUUAUCUGAAGUAUUCGAGAGUGAGAUUGAUGGAGUUAUGCAGUCACUGGGAUACUGCUGUGGUCAUAAAUAUGUGUUCAGUCCCCAAGUUCUAUGCUGCUAUGGAAAGCAGUUGUGUACUAUACCAAGAGAUGUCAUGUAUUACUGCUACCAAAAUAGAGUGGUAUAUUGUGAGAAAUGCUUCCAAGAAAUCCAGGGUGAUGAGAUUGAAGUUUGUGAUGACCCUACUCAGCCUGCUUCGUAUGUAUCAUUGAGGAGAAUCCCAAAGACGAAUUUUGACAAGCUCAAGAAUGACAAGUUAGAAUAUGAAGAUUUUAUUAAUUGUUUGGAUUGUGGAAGAAAGUUGCAUCGAAUAUGUUGUUUAUGGUUCGAACCCAUCUGGCCUCAAGGCUACACUUGUGAUAAUUGUUUGAAAGCCAAGGGAAUGAAAAGAAAAGAGAACAAAUAUGGAGCAAAGAGAUUGCCCAAUACAAAACUAGGUACAUAUUUAGAGAACCGUGUAAAUAAUUUCCUAAGGAAAAAAGAUGUUGGUGCUGGAGAAGUAUCUAUUAGAGUGCUGUCCAGUUCAGAUAAAGUGGUGGAAGUGAAGCAAGGCAUGAAAAAGAGAUUUGGUGAUGAAUUCCAAGACUCGUUUGUAUACCGGUCCAAGUCAAUGUUUGCAUUUGAAGAAAUUGAUGGCACGGAUGUGUGUUUCUUUGGCAUGCACGUUCAGGAAUACGGCUCAGAAUCUCCUGCCCCAAACACUAGGAGAGUGUACAUAUCAUAUUUAGACAGUGUUCACUUUUUCCGGCCCCGUGCAUUAAGAACGGCAGUGUAUCAUGAAGUUCUCAUUGGAUACCUUGAAUAUGUGAAAAAUCUGGGCUUUACAACGGCUCACAUUUGGGCGUGUCCGCCUAGUGAAGGAGACGAUUACAUUUUUCACUGUCAUCCACCAGAACAGAAGAUUCCAAAACCAAAACGGCUCCAGGAGUGGUACAAGAAAAUGCUCGACAAGGCAAUCAUCGAGAGAUGUGUCACUGAUUACAAGGAUAUACUUAAAGAUGCGAUAGAAAAUAAUUUUACCAGUGCAAAAGAGCUACCAUACUUCGAAGGCGACUUCUGGCCCAACGUGUUGGAGGAGUGUAUCAAGGAGCUGGACCAGGAGGAGGAGGAGAAGAGGAAGCGCGAGGAGGCGGAGGCGGCAGCCGCUGAGGCCGAGAGCCAGGAGGUGGUCGAUGAGACGGGAGACCCGGUAUGUGCACUGACUAUUGCUGGGAAAAAGAAAGGAGAAAAGAAAGGACGUAACAAGAAGGCUAGCAAAAGCAAAAAUAACCAGAGAAAGAACAGCAAGAAAACCAGCUUGCCCUAUGGUGGAAAUGAUCUCACUGCUAAAAUCUACCAGACAAUGGAAAAACACAAAGAGGUUUUCUUCGUUAUUCGUCUGCGGCCUCAAGCUAAUCAUGAGCUACCUCCGAUCGUGGAUCCCGAUCCUCACAUCAGCAAUGAACUGAUGGAUGGAAGAGAUUCAUUUCUCACCAUGGCUCGUGAAAAGCAUUUUGAAUUCUCCUCACUCCGAAGAGCAAAGCUGUCCACAAUGGCUCUACUCUACGAACUGCAUAAUCAAGGAAGAGAUAGCUUUGUGUACACUUGUAAUAGCUGCAAGACACACGUGGAAACGAGAUACCACUGCCAAGUCUGUGAUGAUUUUGACCUGUGCACUGCAUGCUUUAAGAAAGAGGGACAUCCUCACAAGAUGGACAAACUUGGUCUGGAUCUUGAUGAUGGCUCGUACACUGGUGAUAAGCAAGAAAAUCCUCAGGAAUCUCGGCGGCAGUCCAUUCAGCGGUGCAUUCAGUCUCUGGUUCAUGCGUGUCAGUGCAGAGAUGCAAACUGUAGACUUCACAGCUGCCAAAAAAUGAAGCGUGUUGUGGCUCAUACUAAGAGCUGUAGGCGAAAGACAAAUGGCUGUCCAAUUUGCAAACAGUUAAUAGCUCUGUGUUGUUACCAUGCAAAACACUGUGAUGAACAUAAGUGUCAGGUGCCAUUCUGUCAUCAGCUCAAACACAAGCUGCGACAGCAGCAGCUACAACAGCGCCUGCAGCAGGCCCAGAUGUUGCGGCGGCGGAUGGCUUUAAUGACUGCAAACAAUAGCAAUGCCACUAGCGCCAGUGUUGUUGCGGCACCCCAGGUAGCACCACAACUUCCUGUGGUACCAUCGUCAACUUUUACCAACGGAAAGCCAUCGUCGACACCACCACAAGGUGCUAUGGAAGCUGCCAUGAAGGCCCAAGAAGCUGCCCAGGCUCAACGACAGCUUACUCAUAAUUUGAGUGUGGGCAAACCAACUUCUGUGAAUAAUAUGCAGCAACCAAAAAUGCCCAACCCAGGAAUCCCUGUGAAUACUAUUCCAUCACCUCAGGUUCAGCAGCGGCCACCUAUAUUUAUGCAUCAGCAGCAACAGUACCCAACCCAACAGCAGAUGCCUCAGCAGCAGCAGGUGGCUCCACCACGGCAGGCUGUCGACCAGCAAAUGUCACACCAGAUGCAGCAGUCUGUGCCCAGUAUGAAUCCAGGAAUGAAUUCCCAGCAGCAGAGACCAAGCAAUCAGAUGACAAACAGCGCUAUCCAGCAGCUACUACAGGCUCUGAAGAAUCAAUCCUCCACCCAGACCGAGCAGAAAGUCCUGGCCAUGCUGAAACAGAACCCGGCUCUGAUGGCGUCCGUCUUGAAGCUGAAGACCCAGCGUAUGCAACAGCAGCAGCAGCAGGCUGCAGCACAACAGCAACAGGUACAGAAUAUAUCUGGGAUGCAGGUGCAGGGAAUGCCGCCACAAAACCCACAGCUGGUCAAUCCGCCAACUCAUCAGCAGCUGCGCAACCUGCAACUGAUGCAGCAGAUGCGUCAGCAGCAGGCUGUACAACAACAAGCGGCUCAGCAACAGGCAGUCCAGCAACAACAGCAGCAGCAGCAACAUCAGAUGAACCAGUUCCAACAGCCCAUGCAGCCUUUCUCGCAGAGGCAACGGAUGAACUUCCCUCCGCGGCAGGGUUUCCAGAACGACGGUACCCAGCACCACAUGCACCAGUUCCAGCAGCAGCAGCAGAUGAUGCAGGUUCAACAUCACCAGGCACAGCUAAAACAGCAGGUGGUCGGCGGCCAGCCCAUGAGCCCGCAGAUGAUGGUGCAGGCGAACCCAUCUCCACAGCAACUGAUGCAGCAAGUGCGAUCACCACCGGCUCCCUCCACCUUGCCACAGACAGUUCGAUCUCCGCAGCCCAUCCCUUCCCCCCGGCAGCAGCCCAUCCCAUCACCACGUCAGCAGCCACAGCAGUCACCUCAUCACGUGCCGACAAUUAACUCACCGCACCCAGUUAUGGCGGGGUCAUCGGCCACCCCGGACCCAAGUCAAAUGAACUCGGAUCAAGUCAUGCUUCCUCAGUUACAGUCCGCUCACACUUCCAUGUUACAAAGUCCUGCCAACACAGACCUAAUGAACACACAAGAUCAAGACAUGUCAUCAACAAUCCCUCCGCAGGACCAGCUCUCACGAUACGUUGAAACAUUGUAGUAUUGAGCUUCACAUUUAAAAAAAACUAUAUACAAAUUUACACGUGCAUAUAUAUAUAUAUAUAUAUAUAUAUAUAUAUAAUUAUUAUAUAUAUUAAAUGUUAUAUAUUUCAUGUACAUAGAUUGUAAAAAGUUGUAACUAUUUCAUACAUAAUGACAUGCAAACAUAAUUUAUCAUUCACUUAUAGAUUUAUCAUAUUUUACCAUUGUUUUUCAUUUUUUCAGAAUAAGGUAUCAGAAAUUUUGAUAUAUAUAUAAUAAUAAAAAAGUAAAUAUCUUGUCAUCUUAUAUAAAAUCAUUAAUUGUAGUUUAGGGCACUUGUUGCCAAAAGUUCAUGGACAUCAACUACAAAACUUCUAGCUUUGUUUUGAUUCAUUAUUUGUAUAGUUAGUGUUUCUGUUCUGUCCCAUUGACAUCUAAGCAAAUUUGAUGCUCCUGUUGACACUGUAGCUACGUUUAGUAUGUUGAUGUUUUAGCUGACAAAGGAUGAAAUUAUCGAGAAACUUUGUGUUGUGAUUUGCCCAAAGUUGGUGCAUUUUUGUCAGGUUGCAUUCAAAAGCAUAUAGUGUGUGAUCAAGACUUCACAGUGUUUUAGAAAAUACCAAAAAAAAAGAAGAAAUUCUUGGUCAAUAAGAAAUUGUUUUGCUAAUUUCCUAUUUCUGGAUUCAUGCGAAAAAGACAACAAAAAAAGAGAUUGGAAUUCAUCAUCAUUUUAUUUGUCAGAAUGGACUGUUCGACUGUGUUUAAUGUGACGUGAAAUACAGACAGUACUGACCAGUGGUAACUAUAAAACAAUUGUGUGUAUGCAUGUUGGUGUCAGAAGAUUACCAGUAUCUCUCAACUACAAUCUUUCCAAUUUGCAUUUGAUAUUUCAUGAGUGACAUUGUAAAUAAAUAUUUCCUACCAGGAAAAUUUAA